Carassius auratus (goldfish) is the source of this 897-nucleotide messenger RNA. RefSeq lists its product as uncharacterized. The record is from RefSeq and is a predicted model, not a curated record. The transcript is spliced from 4 exons. Bases 1 to 897 code for a protein of 298 amino acids. Lineage: Eukaryota; Metazoa; Chordata; Actinopteri; Cypriniformes; Cyprinidae.
AUGGAAAGCAAGCCCAACCUUCGUUUUGAGGCUGGAGAGCUGGUGCUGAGGCCGUCUAAAAAGGCAGCCCCUCUGGAGAAAAUCCACCUUUCAGAGGUGGCUAAAGGGGUGCCCUUUGUACCAAAGGACCCUGAGGCUGUGCUGGAGGAGGCCAAGGUCAGGGUUAUCCAGGGUGGAGGGUGUCCCUUUGAUGACCUGCUGCUGCAAAGUCAAAGUGCCAUCCAGUUUGGUCAAUACAGAGGGAAAACCUUCAAGUGGAUGCUGGAGAAUGACCUUGGUUACUCCCUCAUGGUCCUGUCUGGACAUCAGCGGGAGCGCGAGGCUGGCAGAUUGGACAGAGGUGCCCUCAUGGCUAAUAAAGAUGUUUUUCUCAAAUAUGCCUGCACAUUUGAGAAGGUUGCAGAAGCCAUCAAAGUGCGCAGGCAGAGAGAGGGAACAAUAUCUGGCUGUGAGGGUGACUGUCUGGUGGGCUUUGGGAUCUACAACAGGCACACCUUCAAGGAGCUCUAUGAGGCCAAGGACAGGGAGAGGAAAAGCUAUGUGGAUUUCAUAAAAGGCAGCAAAACCAGUGCAGGCAGCAAGAUGGAUGCCCUGAAGAAGUACAUCUUGCAGAGGGAACAGAAGAAAAGUAGGGCUAAAGGGAGAAAACCCUUUGCAUCCUCUGCAUCUUCUGCAUCCCAGCCUGUACCGCACACUUCACAUCUGGCUUCUCCUCCUCCCACCCAAAGCUCCCUUUCCCAGCCCAGCUACAGUACACGAGCCAACAGAUGCAGAUCUUCUGGCUUCAGCCAUGGAGGUGGAGACACAGGUGCAUCAACCACCACCAACCUCAAUGCCGAUCCACUCACCUCGUUUGGAGCAAAGAGCCGCUCAAAGGCUGGUGUCAGCAGCUUCUGA